AUGGACGCCAGCCGCGUGCAGCCGAUCAAGCUCGCAAGAGUAAGAAAAUAUACUUAUACGUGAAAAUGGCCCUUUCUUGGCGAACAGACAGCUACGCUAACUAAUAAUGACACACAUGGACCUUGAAAAUUAAAGUUAUAUGUUCUUAAAUGUCCAGAUUAACAAACGGCUCGCAAGCUCUCGAGCGCCCAUCAUGGAGGACCGUCCAUGUUAGCUGUUAGCAUCAUUACUCUGCCACAUUGUCCUGGUCCUUUUAUCGUCGUGUAACGAAUAUAAUGCCUGUUUUGGAACUUGUUACCGCAAGUAAAAUAAUGAAUGUGUUGUUUUUAGGUCACCAGAGUACUCGGAAGAACUGGUUCCCAGGGACAAUGUACACAGGUAUGUCAAUGAAGCUAACCGUAAGUCUUACAGUCGGGGUGAAACGGAGCUCAAUGAAGGGUUUACCUGAAAUCAGGGUCUUUCAUGGUGCUCAAAACCUACUCUAUAUGUCAGUCUUUCUUUAUUUAUAUCGGGUCUUACUUCUCACAUGUGUUGCGCCCGUAAAUUUCAUCUGGAAGAUAUGUUUCAUUUUAAUAAAUGCUUAUUUUCUAUUUUGAGCAAACACCAGCUACAGAAGAAAAACUCACCUGAUAGAAGACAGGCCCUCCAUUAACUGUAUGUCUACAAGGCUGAAAGCUCAAAUCAUAACAGGGGAAUUUGACUCAGUUCUAGUCAAAUAUCUCAAUGCACUUUAUAAAAGUACUACCUCCUGUAACAAGAAACUCAAUAUUUUCUUGGUCAUUUCAAUGAACUGAGUCUUUAUUUUGACUCAUGACAAUCUUUAUUGAUCAGCCAGACAUUUCCUGGUGUCUACAUGCUGUACAACUGACAAAAUAUGCUGUAAAAAUAUAGGAUAACUUCAGGCUGGACAGGUGUAGAGUGACAAUGACUACAGACAUAUGCAGUGAGUUUGGGAAAAUCUGCUCUCCAUAAUUUAGGGGCUUUAUCUAAAUCCCUUCACUCCCAUGACUGUUAAAGGGAUAUUCCUGCACAAAAUUAAUUUAGGGUCAAACACACCGUAACACUGAGUUAGACACCCCCUCGAGAGAUGAAUGUUGCCAACCACUUACUUCUCUAGUUAUACCAAAUUAAGUAAGACGGCACCAUAGCGAUACAAAAUGGUCUGAGGAGCCAUAAACAAACCUCAACCAAAACGCCGCUCUAUAGCCACAAAUAAUGCUCAGAACAGCACCUAACUUCGUCAACAGUACAAAUAGGGUCCCAGCCACAGCACUAGCUAUUUGUUAGCGAGACCUCUGGCCAGUCCAUUAAGGUCUGCUGCGGGGUGACACAGCUCAAGGAAGAACAUUUAUGAUAAUUUCUUCGUGGGACUGUAAUCAGACCGAGACGCUAAGGCAGAAGAACUGCCACGUCUGUAGUGUAAAAUUAUUAAUACGAUGAUCAUUACUUCAAGGAAAUGAUCAUGAAUGUUCUUCCUUACUCACUCCACCCCUGUUUAUAUGUACUUUUCUUGUACUCAUGGCAUUUUGACUGUUCUUCUCGUAGGUCCGUGUUGAGUUCAUGGAUGACAGCAACCGGUCCAUCAUCAGGAACGUGAAGGGCCCAGUCAGAGAGGGAGAUGUGCUGACACUUCUGGAGUCUGAAAGAGAAGCCAGGAGGCUGCGAUAG
Molecule: messenger RNA, 1668 nt
Organism: Xyrichtys novacula (pearly razorfish)
Lineage: Eukaryota; Metazoa; Chordata; Actinopteri; Labriformes; Labridae
Source: the annotation of a GenBank genome assembly